Molecule: messenger RNA, 432 nt
Organism: Mycena citricolor
Lineage: Eukaryota; Fungi; Basidiomycota; Agaricomycetes; Agaricales; Mycenaceae
Source: the annotation of a GenBank genome assembly
CAUAGCACUUCAGCCCCACUGAGUCAGUCGGCGUGGAGUCCGGGCCACCUCGCCCCAUGGCGCAAACUGCGUGUGUGUGUCUGCAUCUGUUUCAAGCAUGUACUGUAGAUUGCAGGAAGUCCUCCGGCGCACACAGAUGUUUUCACAUGUCCGAGUCACAACGGGCCGCGGUGAUAGAGGAUAUGUCGUAGCGAAGGAGAUCAUUGCAGAAGCUCCCUGAGCCGGACGAUCUUGGCUGUGCAGCGAUCCUCUGCGCUGACAAGUAUCCAGCUACAUGGUAACAGAAGCUUCUCUGGGCCAGUGUGCAGAGGGUAUGUGCGGGAGAUAACGAGUGGUCAGAUAUCAAAGAAGUGCUUCCAAGCAUAGCCCAUGUACAGUAUCGAGCUCCCAGGAAAUCGAAGCGUUUCGAUAACCAGACGUCAGAUAUCGAAC